UUUUUAUGUCAAAUGGGUAUGUGCCUUGAGUUUUGUAAUUCAUGAUUUCUUCAUUCAUUUUUGGAUCCAUUGUUGGAAUGUGGCAGCAAGAAUUAAAAUUCAGAAGACACUAAUGUUGUGUGGUCAUCUCCCCAAUUUAUAACACCAUUUAUCAACAUGGUUAAUUUAUUCAUUUAAUUAGUGCCCUCUGAAAUUGAAUUAAUUAUGUUUAGAGUGUUAUGUUGCAUAGUCUAUGUCUUCCAUGUGACAAAUAAUAAUUAAGAUAGUAACAGCAAUAUAUGUUUUUAUACCAUGGGAUCCCUUUAAAUUCUUAAAUUAGAUCAAUAUACAGUAUAAAUGGUUCAGUGAAUCUUUGACUCAAAAUAAUUUGUUCAAAACACUGAAUCGUUCAGAUGAAGUCACGAUUAUGUGUUUGUCAGAUAUGCGUUACGGUUCUUCUAAAAUCUUUGUUUGGAACUAUUUUGGAGCUGCUGAAAUGGAACAAAAACAGUCAGUGUCUAAAAUAUCAGCUCCUCCCAUACUGGAAGACAUCAGUGAAGCUCCUCCCAUUGCAUCCAUAUCAUCAGGGAAGCUCCUCCCACUGCAAUCACAUCAUCAGUGAAGCUCCUCCCACUGCAAUUCUCCAAUAAAUGCUGUAAAUUCCCAUCAGCUUCAAGUGAAGACGAGCAUCAGGAAGAGCUGAAAUCUUCCAAGACUGAGUUUAUUAAAGAGGACCGUGAGAACAUGAGUGAUCCAGAACCCUGCAGAAUGAAACACACUGAAGAUCCUGAAGAACAAAGAGACCUGAUGGAGGAGAGUGAAGAACUGAGUGAAGUGGAGGAGGAACAUCAUGUCCAACCUGGAGAGAAACCCUUAAGUCGCUCAAAGACUAAACAAACAUUUUUAAAGAAAAGACGAGCCAAGAAAUCUUUCACCUGCACUCAGUGUAGGAAGAGUCUCACAACCAAACAAAGUCUUGAGAUUCACAUGAGGAUCCACACCGGAGAGAAGCCGUUCUCAUGUGAUCAAUGCGGGAAGAGUUUCAGUCAAUUAGCAAACCUUAAUCUUCACAUGAGGAUCCACACCGGAGAGAAGCCGUUCUCAUGUGAUCAAUGUGGGAAGAGUUUCAGUCAAUCGUCACACCUUAAUGUUCACAUGAAGAUCCACACUGGAGUGAAGUCGUUCUCAUGUGAUCAAUGCGGAAAAACAUUUCUUAGGUCAUCAGACCUGAAGACACACCUGAUGGUUCAUACGAAGGAGAAGCCGCAUUCAUGUUCUGUGUGUGGAAAGAGUUUUUCACUACUGCAACAUUUACAUAGACAUAAGAAAACUCACACUGGUGUGAGAGACUACAUGUGCUUUAAGUGUGAGAAGACUUUUACUACAGCGGGCAAUUUAAAACUGCACCAGAGGAUCCACACUGGAGAAAAACCUUACAAGUGUUCACACUGUGAUGAGAGAUUCAGUCACUCAUCAUCUGUGAAAACACAUGAGAGGAUCCACAAUGGAGAAAAACCUUACAUGUGUUUACACUGCGACAAGAGAUUCAGUCAAUCAUCAAAUCUGAAAACACAUGAGAGGAUCCACACUGGAGAGAAGCCGCACACUUGUGAUCAGUGCGGGAAGAGAUUCAUUGACUCAUCAUCCCUUAAAAAUCACAUGAUAAUGCACACCGGAGAGAAGACGUUCUCAUGUGAUCAAUGUGGCAAAACAUUUCUUAGGGCAUCAAACCUGAAGGUACACCUGACAGUUCAUACGAAGGAGAAGCCGUAUUCAUGUUCUGUGUGUGGAAAGAGUUUUUCACUGCUGCAAACUUUACACGGACAUCAGAAAAUUCACACUGGUGUGAGAGAGUACAUGUGCUUUGAGUGUGAGAAGACUUUUACUAGAGCGGACAGUUUAAAACACCACGAGAGAAUUCACACUGGAGAAAAACCUUACAAGUGUUCACACUGCGACAAGAGAUUCAAUCAAUCAUCAUCUCUGAAAACACAUGAGAGGAUCCACACUAAAGAGAAACCUUACAUGUGUUUCCACUGCGACAAGAGAUUCAGUAGUUCUUCAUCUCUGAAAAAACAUGAGAUGAUCCACACUGGGGAAAAACCUUUCAAGUGUUCACACUGCGACAAGAGAUUCAGUCACUCAUCAUAUCUGAAAAUACAUGAGAGGAUCCACACUGGAGAAAAACCUUACAAGUGUUCACACUGUAAAAAGAGAUUCAGUCAAUUAACACAUCUAAAAACACAUGAGAGGAUCCACACUGGAAAAAAACCUUACAAGUGUUCACACUGCGACAAGAGAUUCAGUCACUCAUCACAUCUGAAAACACAUGAGAUGAUCCACACUGGAGAAAAACCUUACAAGUGUUCACACUGUAAAAAGAGAUUCAGUCAAUUAGCAAAUCUGAAAAGACAUGAGAGGAUUCACACUGGAGAGAAGCCGCACACGUGUGAUCAGUGCGGUUCGAGUUUCUCUAUUAAAAGUCACCUAAAGCUACACAUGAAGAUCCAUACAGUGGAGAAACCACUUAAACACAGUCUGAGAUCACGAUUAUAAGGAACAGACCACCACAGACUCUAGAGAUCUUGUUCCUGUGGGACAUGAACAGCAGAGAGUUGAAGAUGCCAUGAGGAGAAACAGACCACAACAGACUCUAGAUCUUGUUCGCCUUGCCAAAUAUAUAAUAACUAUAUAAUAUAAUAACUAGUGCUGUCAAACGAUUAAAAUAUUUAAUCGCAUUAAUGUAGUUAAAGC
Messenger RNA from Pimephales promelas (fathead minnow), 2733 nucleotides. NCBI's taxonomy places the organism in Eukaryota, Metazoa, Chordata, Actinopteri, Cypriniformes, Leuciscidae. The record is from RefSeq and is a predicted model, not a curated record.